This is a messenger RNA of Periconia digitata, 1018 nucleotides long. The record is from the annotation of a GenBank genome assembly. NCBI's taxonomy places the organism in Eukaryota, Fungi, Ascomycota, Dothideomycetes, Pleosporales, Periconiaceae.
UAUCAUCUUCUCGUAAAUCUUUCAACUCGUGAACUAAGUCAUCAGAUGCUAUACGCUCCUGUCGAUCCGCUUCCAACAUCUUUCGGAUGAUAUUCGCAAGGUCGCCGAAAUGGUUCGCAGCCAGAUCAUGCAGUUCGUCCUCGACACAUUCCAUGAGACGAUCGUCAUGAUGAAAGCAAGCUUGGACAUCACCCUGCUCCUGUCUGGCCGUCUCGAACUCAUCAAGACCACGCUGGGAUUUGGUCAUCCAAACAAGCAUCUCGAGAAACACACAUCCAAGUGACCACACAUCAGAUUUCUGUAUCAAUCGUCGCUCCAUUGUAGCAUAUUUUUUUGGCUUCAUGGGGGGUGCAUAACGAUGAUCACCUGGCGCUCCGGGAUGAGAAAAAAGAGUAUCGCUGUCUCCGCGCAGUGUCAUAGAGGUUCCCCAAUCAGUCAAUGCCAAUCGUUUGACUGGUGUAUCACUUCCCCCUUGACUUUUAUCGUCCAAGAAGACAACCUCAGCAAGCCCUAUCAUGUGCUUUAUCAUGCUCUCACUAUCAGAUUGUUUGGGCUCAUGUCUCCAAUGUUCUUUAAGGUCAUAAUGAGCCCGUUCGCUUAUGAUAUAAACCAAAUUUCCUUGUAUGAGACCAGCAUACGAAGUGUUCAAGCUGGGGUGUGGGGUGCCCAUGGUCGCCUCCAGGAAAUUUUGCUCAUUCUGCGCCUGUUCGGCAACGUUAUCGUUUUUGGUGUCAAUGAUUUUCAAGAUGAAUUCCUCUCCAUCAGUUGUGAAGUUGCGUUUCGCUUCAGGUAUUUUGACAGAUAUUACUGUAGUGGGAGGCAAAGUUAGGUGCUCUAAUAUUUGAAUGUUUUCUCCAGCUUUCUUCUUGAAACUUCCUUUUUCGAACAGAAUACUACUAUCGUUUUUGGUUUCAGCAAGAUCGUCAGCCUUUUGCAUUCCCUCAGGCAUGUUACUCUCAAACUGAGACAUGUUGAAAUGCGGUAGCAUGUUGUCUCUGGAAGUCUUAGGAGAGCCCGU